This is a messenger RNA of Trypanosoma grayi, 792 nucleotides long. Its product is annotated as prostaglandin f synthase. Bases 1 to 792 code for a protein of 263 amino acids. Lineage: Eukaryota; Euglenozoa; Kinetoplastea; Trypanosomatida; Trypanosomatidae. The record is from RefSeq and is a predicted model, not a curated record. Gene Ontology annotation, molecular function: oxidoreductase activity. The transcript has a single exon.
AUGCCGGUGCUCGGCCUGGGCGUGUGGCAAUCGAAGGAUGGAGAGGAGACGGAGAACGCCGUGCAGUGGGCAGUCAAGGCGGGGUACCGUCACAUUGACACGGCCGCAAUCUACCAGAAUGAGGAAAGUGUCGGCCGAGCCAUUGCGAAGUGCGGUAUUCCACGCGAAGAGCUGUUUGUUACCACAAAGCUAUGGAACACAAAUCAGGGAUACGAGAGCACACUGGCGGCCUUUGAGACGAGCCUCAAGAAGCUCGGGCUGAGUUACGUCGACCUCUACCUCAUCCAUUGGCCUGGCAAGGACAAGUAUCUAGACACGUGGAGGGCAUUCGAGAAACUCUAUGCGGAAAAAAAGGUUCGUGCCAUUGGUGUCUCCAACUUCCAGAAGUGCCACAUCGAGGACGUCCUGAAGCACUGCAAGGUGCCGCCGAUGGUGAACCAGAUCGAGCUCCACCCGCUGAACAAUCAGCAGGAGCUCCGUGAAUACUGCAAGAAGAAUAAUAUCGCCAUCACGGCCUGGUCACCUUUGGGGCAGGGCAACCUUAUUGCGGAUCCCAAGCUAAAGGCGAUCGGGGACAAAUACGGCAGGACCACCGCACAGGUCAUUCUGCGCUGGGAGAUUCAGCACGGAGUCAUCGCGAUCCCCAAGUCGGUGCACGAGGAGCGUAUCAAGUCGAAUUCAAAGAUAUUCGACUUUGAACUAAAACCGGAGGACAUGACGGCCAUUGAUGACAUGAACACCAACCACCGCUUUGGCCCGAACCCUGACCAAUUCAUGACGGGAUUCGAAUAG